AUGCCAGCAUACCACUCCACUUUUCUUGGCGAGGCGUCCGAGAGAGUCGUGGGAAACAUCGUUUUGUUGCCCAUCCACACGCAGUAUCGGGGCCCCCUGUACCCGCCUUCGAGCGAGUACGAUAUCAUCGAGGAAACGCUCGACUUGUUCCGGGCAAACUCGUUUUUCAAGAAUUUCGACAUCAAGGGCCCCGCGGACCGCUUGCUCAUCUACGGCAUCCUCUUUGUGAGCGACUGCUUGUCCAAAUUGAACGCGAGAGUCUCGUACAAAGAAGCGGUGCGGGCACUAAAUAACUUGGCUCUCGACUCGUUUGCCUUGCCUGGUGAUAUCGGCUUUCCCAUGAACGAGGUGUACCAGGCGCCUGCCACGAAAAACGACGCCGAGCUCUUGAGAAGCUAUUUGCAGCAGUUCCGCCAGGAGUUGGCGGACCGCUUGUUGAAGAGAAUCUACGCCGACAGCGAUGCUGUGCCCAGCAAGUUCUGGUUGGCGUUCACCAGAAAGCGCUUCAUGAACAGGAGUUUGUAG
Messenger RNA from Metschnikowia bicuspidata var. bicuspidata NRRL YB-4993, 525 nucleotides. It is a transcript of the gene ARC18, whose product is annotated as Arc18p. Lineage: Eukaryota; Fungi; Ascomycota; Pichiomycetes; Serinales; Metschnikowiaceae. The coding region runs from base 1 to 525 and encodes 174 amino acids. The record is from RefSeq and is a predicted model, not a curated record. Gene Ontology annotation, molecular function: actin filament binding. Gene Ontology annotation, biological process: regulation of actin filament polymerization; Arp2/3 complex-mediated actin nucleation. The transcript has a single exon. Gene Ontology annotation, cellular component: Arp2/3 protein complex; cytoskeleton.